CUUUCUAGCAACCUACACUCUUCUGAUGAUUCGUCAGUGCUGCAGCCAGCGAUUUUAACAACCUCACGAAGACAGCUAACGUUAUGUCUUUACCUGGGAGACACAGAUAAAAUGGGAGCAAAGUAAACGUCGUCAUAUUUUGUUUCACCACAAAAGGAUAUGGAGUGUACUUCAUUUUAAAACGAGAAGUGAAGGCUGGUAUUGGAUGGGCAAACAGAUGUUUUCUUAUCGGUUGAACCGAGGUUAGGCUUUGCCUUACGGCAAGUAGUGUAAAAAGAAUUUGUGAACUUUGAGUAGUACACGCCCAGAUUAAGAGACUCUAAGCGUACGUCUAUAGAGACCUCUCAGAAGUUGUUUUAUAUCGUGGAAUUGAGUCAUGCAGUGCUUACAAAGACAACCAAAGCGCUCGGGAUCCGAAGAAUCACUCCAUAAUAAAAGAAUCAAGAAGACAACACAUGUAAAUGUGAAACUUUUAGGGCUGGAAGGAGAUUCCGACCUCCAGUUCCUACUUGUAGGAGGAGACCUUCUGAAAGUGCGGUCUCCCUCCUGGAAGAAGACCCGCUUUUUCAAGCUACAGGAGGAUUGCAUGACUAUGUGGCACGAAUCCAAAAAGACCUUUAAGUCAAACCAGACAUUUUCCAUGGAUGACAUCAUGGCGGUGCGAUCUGGCCGCCAGUCGGAAGGUUUCAUGAAGUACACCGAGGAUCAGGUUGAUAAACGCUGCUUCUCCAUCAUCUUUAAAAGUAAACGUAAGAACCUGGACCUGAUGGCCAGCUCAGAGGAGGAGGCCAAGCAGUGGGUCACCAGUCUGGAGAAGCUCAUCAACAACAUAGGCAACCUCAGUAGCCAGGAGAAUUCUGAGCAUUGGAUCUUCAAUUCUAUGAGAAAAGCAGACAAGAAUCUUGACAACAAGCUGAACCAGAAAGAACUAAAGGAUUUCCUGCGCCAUAUCAACAUAGAGGUGGAUGACCGCUAUGCAGGGACAAUCUUCCAGAAAUGUGACACAUCCAAAACUGGCCAUCUUGAGGGGGAGGAGAUUACACAAUUCUACAAACUUAUGACCCAUCGGGAGGAGAUAGAUGUGAUCUACGGGGAAUACGCCAAAACCUCUGGCUUCAUGAAUGCUGACAACCUUCUGGAGUUCCUGCUUAAGGAACAGAGGGAAGAAGUGUCACUCACGAAUGCACAGAAACUCAUUGAGAAGUAUGAGUUGGAUGAAAACGCCAAAAAAAACCAGAUGAUGACCAAAGAUGGCUUCCUGAUGUACCUACACCGCUCAGAAGGAAUGAUCCUCAAGCCUGCUCACAAGGAGGUGUACCAGGAUAUGACUCAGCCCUUUAACCAUUACUUCAUUUCUUCAUCCCACAACACUUACCUGAUGGAGGACCAGCUCAAAGGCCCCAGCAGCACAGAGGCCUAUAUCAGGGCCCUCAUCAAGGGCUGCCGCUGUGUGGAGCUAGACUGCUGGGAUGGCUCUGAUGGAGAGCCUGUCAUCUACCAUGGCUACACUCUCACCUCCAAGAUCCUCUUCAAAGACACCAUCAAAGCAAUUAAGGAGUACGCCUUCAAGACCUCUCAGUACCCUGUGAUCCUGUCCUUGGAAAACCACUGUAGUGUUGAACAGCAGAAGAUCAUGGCUCAUCACUUAAGCUCCAUCCUGGGCAGUGCCUUGAUUACCAAGCCCCUGGGAGACAAGAUGCCUACUCACUUCCCCUCCCCAGAGGAACUGAAAGGAAAGAUCUUAAUCAAAGGAAAACGGCUAAAUAAACUGGAGGCCUGCUUUGCCCAAGGGGCACCAUUAGAGGUAAAGACAGACCUUCUGACAGAAGAAGAGGACGAUGAAGAUGAUGAGAAUAAGGGAGAGAAGAAGAAAAGCAAGAAGGGAAAAAAGAUAAAGCUAGCAAAGGAGCUGUCGAACAUGGUGGUCUACUGCAAGAGUGUACACUUCCAGAGCUUUGAAGAUUCUAAAGCUCACCAAGGGUUCUACGAGAUGGCCUCUUUCAAGGAGGGGAUAGCUGUGAGACUUGCAGAGGAGUCAGCAAAUAACUACGUACGUCACAAUGUGGAUAAGCUAAGCCGUAUCUACCCAGCAGGGUCCAGGACAGACUCCUCUAACUACAACCCUGUUCCAUUGUGGAAUGCAGGCUGCCAGAUUGUGGCCCUCAACUUCCAGACCCCUGAUAAAGAUAUGAAUGUGAACCAAGGGAAAUUCCAGACCAAUGGUAAGAGUGGGUACAUUCUGAAGCCGUCGUUCCUGAGAGACCAGGCAUCCAUGUUCAACCCCCUCACUCUAACCAAAGGAGAGUGGCUGCAAGACAAAACCCUCCACAUCAUGAUCAUCUCUGCCCAGCAACUUCCCAAAAUAAACCAGAAGAAGACUUCCAUCGUGGAUCCUCUAGUCAGGGUGGAGGUGUACGGCGUACCAGCUGACGUGGCACAGAAAGAAACCAAGCACAUUGACAACAACGGUUUUAACCCACAAUGGAAUGAGAACUUCAAAUUUAAUGUGCACGUGCCAGAGCUUGCAAUGGUGCGCUUUGUUAUUGAGGACUAUGACUCAAAAUCGUACAAUGAUUUUGUUGCGCAGUACACCCUGCCAUUUACCAGUUUACAGUUGGGAUACAGACAAGUGCCUCUGCUGAACAAGAAUGGAGAUGUCCUACCCUCUGCUGGACUCUUUGUGCAUGUGAUGGUCAUGGACGCUAACUAAGUUGCUGGCUUGUAAAUGGCCUCAUCUCCGCGGUGUGCCCAAGACAUUCUUCUACCUCUCUACUAUCACUCAGGACUACAGAUGAAACUUUAGUUGCUUUCACAUUUAUAUUGACUUUAAUUUUUUAGCUCUUCAAAUAUUAACUUUGAAUCUAUACAAAUUUUUUAACACUACGUAUUUUUUUACUUUUUGCUUGGGCCACUGUUUUUGUAUUUCAAUUGAGAUCAAGAAAAAUUAUAUGUAUGUAUGUAUGUAUGUAUUAAGAGUACCUGAUCAAAUGUUUAGGACCAAUGCUUAAAUGGUUAGUCAUAAUGUUGCGGUAUCAAUAUACUACAAUUGUUUUAACUGACAGAUGUCCAGAAUUUCCUUUAGGAAUUGUAUACUGUUUAUUUAAGUGCUUUUUAUUCAAAUCCUUGUUUUAUAAAUGUCAGAAUCACUUCAAAAAGCA
This is a messenger RNA of Hypomesus transpacificus, 3158 nucleotides long. RefSeq names its product 1-phosphatidylinositol 4,5-bisphosphate phosphodiesterase delta-1-like. The transcript has 15 exons. Gene Ontology annotation, molecular function: phosphatidylinositol-4,5-bisphosphate phospholipase C activity; calcium ion binding. Gene Ontology annotation, biological process: phosphatidylinositol-mediated signaling; lipid metabolic process. The record is from RefSeq and is a predicted model, not a curated record. NCBI's taxonomy places the organism in Eukaryota, Metazoa, Chordata, Actinopteri, Osmeriformes, Osmeridae. The coding region runs from base 377 to 2710 and encodes 777 amino acids.